UCAUAUAUAUAUAUCCACAAUUAUAUAAAACUUACUUACUGCAUGUCCAACCCCAGCAACAAAAACAUAACAACAAUAAUAAUGCCACUUUUAUUAUUAUUAUUAAUUCUUUUUGCUUCUUCACUGUUACUACCUUCCUCCCAGCUUAAUCAUGCCAACAAUAUUAUCACUUCCUCAUGCAGCACCACCUUAUAUCCGGACAUAUGCUACAACACCCUCUCAGAUAUCACCCACACCCACAUCGCAACUAAAAAAGAUGUCAUCCAACUCACCCUCAACAAAACAAAGGCCACCAUUGAAGCCACCAUCACCCACCUUACAACCACAACCACAACCACCCCCAAACAUGCCAAAAUGGCUCUUCUUGACUGCUUAGAUAUGGAAGUUGCAAAUCUAGAGCAACUCCACACCCUCAUUCAAUACCUCAAAGACUACCCAACCAAGAAACCUCUUCCCCAAUAUGCCGAUGACCUCAAUACGCUAAUGAGCACCAUCAUCACUAACAAGGAAACCUGCUUAGACGCCCUCUCCCAACAUGAUCAUUCUGAAUGCAGUAAGCGGUCCCACGAGUUUAUAACUAUCCAAGACCAGGAGCUUGGGGGAAAGAUGUGUAGCAACGUGUUGGCUAUGAUUAAGAGCAUGACUGACACAGAUAUUGCUGCCAACAACCAAGAGUUUAAUAAACCAGUUGGCCAGGCGAAGAAGGGGAUUAUGUGGCCCGAGUGGUUAUCCGCGAGAGACAGAAAACUGUUCAAGUUUGUGGGAAUGAGGCCUAACGUAAUUGUGGCAAAGAACGGGAAGGGAAACUUCACGACAGUGCAGGCUGCGGUGGAUGCUGCCCCCAACAAAAGCACUAGGAGAUUUGUCAUAAAGAUAACGGCAGGGACGUACAAGGAGUAUGUUAAUGUUCCAAGAAGCAAACAUAACAUAAUGUUUGUUGGGGAGGGAAGAGAUCAAACCAUUAUAACCGGGAACAAGAACGUCGCAGCCUGCGAUGGCACCACUACCACCACCUCCGCAACCGUAGGCGUCUUGGGCGAGGGAUUCUUGGCACGAGAUAUCACAUUUCAAAAUACGGCAGGGGCGUCAGGCCAUCAAGCAGUGGCACUACGUGUUGGAUCCGAUCUAUCCGCAUUCUAUAAAUGUGGCUUUGAAGGCUAUCAAGACACCCUUUACGUCCACUCUAACCGUCAGUUCUACAUCAAGUGCUUCAUAACAGGCACAAUCGAUUUCAUAUUCGGCAAUGCAGCAGCCGUUUUCCAGUCCUGCGACAUCAUGAUCCGCAAGCCUAAUCCGCGCCAAAGUAACAUGGUGACAGCACAAGGGCGGACGGACAAAAACCAAGCCACGGUGAUUGUGAUUCACAAAUGCAACAUCCGAGCAACUAAUGAGCUAAAGGCGGUUCAAAAGGAUUUUCCAACGUAUCUGGGAAGGCCUUGGAAGGAGUUUUCAAGAACGGUGGUGAUGGAUUCGAUAAUCAGUGACGUGAUAAGGAAGGAAGGAUGGUACCCAUGGGAUGGGGAUUUUGCGUUGGACACGCUGUAUUAUCGAGAGUACCAAAACUCAGGGCCCGGGUCGAACACGUCGAAGAGGGUUAGGUGGAAAGGGUGGGGUGUGAUCAAGGAUAAAAAUGAGGCAAGACAAUUUACUGUGGCAAGAUUCAUUAAUGGCUGGGGUUGGUUGCCACACACGGACUUCCCUUUUUGGCCUGGAUUAUGAAUCAA
Messenger RNA from Helianthus annuus (common sunflower), 1724 nucleotides. Its product is annotated as pectinesterase. Gene Ontology annotation, biological process: cell wall modification. The transcript is spliced from 3 exons. Gene Ontology annotation, molecular function: pectinesterase activity; pectinesterase inhibitor activity. The coding region runs from base 43 to 1719 and encodes 558 amino acids. The record is from RefSeq and is a predicted model, not a curated record. NCBI's taxonomy places the organism in Eukaryota, Viridiplantae, Streptophyta, Magnoliopsida, Asterales, Asteraceae.